Syngnathoides biaculeatus (alligator pipefish) is the source of this 3312-nucleotide messenger RNA. It is a transcript of the gene usp3, whose product is annotated as ubiquitin specific peptidase 3. Gene Ontology annotation, cellular component: cytoplasm. The transcript is spliced from 16 exons. The record is from RefSeq and is a predicted model, not a curated record. Gene Ontology annotation, molecular function: cysteine-type deubiquitinase activity; zinc ion binding. Gene Ontology annotation, biological process: protein deubiquitination. The coding region runs from base 244 to 1980 and encodes 578 amino acids. NCBI's taxonomy places the organism in Eukaryota, Metazoa, Chordata, Actinopteri, Syngnathiformes, Syngnathidae.
UUAUAACAGGUUUACAUCGUCACUGCUCUGCUAUAGAUUGUUUUUGUUGUUGUUGUUGUUGUUGUUGGGGAGGGGGUCAAGAUAGCUCCCACCUUGCACAGUUGUCGUCGUUGAACAAGCAUCCUCAACUGCGCAUGCGCGUCAGAUGGACACCAACGUUUUCAGUUUCUAAAUGUUUAGAUAUGAACAUUCAUGAAUUGGAAAAUGGCGAGUUAAUAUUUUGAGUUAAGGAGAUUGAAAGUGAUGGAGUGUUCUCAUUUGAGCUCCAACGUGAGCUUCGCUGGCGACUCCUCCAAGCUGCCUAACGGUGCUCCUUCCUCCUGGUGCUGCAGCGUUUGCAGAUCGAAUAAAAGCCCAUGGCUUUGCCUCACUUGCCUGGUGGUCCACUGUGGACGUUAUGUGAAUGGCCACGCAAAAAAGCACUUUGAAGAUAAUCAAGUGUGCAUCACCAGCCAACGGAAAGGUGACAAACCGGAGAAGGAGAAAAGUCAACAUUCGGUUUGCAUGGAUUCUGGCAACUACAGUGUGUUUUGUUACAGAUGUGAUGAAUUUGUUGUCAAUGAUACCAAAGUUGGACAUGUGCAAAAAGUGCGGGAGCACCUCCAGAGUUUAGAAAACUCAGCCCUAAUUGGGGACAGACAGAGGAAAAGAAAACUCCAAGACAGUCAAGCCCCAGACAAGAAAACACUUAAAGAGAACGAUAGCGCGGCUUUGGGUGCUACUGGGCUGCGUAACCUGGGAAACACGUGUUUUAUGAACGCCAUCCUGCAGUCACUCAGUAACAUCGAGCAGUUCAGCUGUUACUUCAAGGGCUUGCCUGCAGUAGCGCUACGCAGCGGUAAGACGGCCGGGAGGAGGAUGUACCACACUCGCAGCCAAGGGGACACCAGUGUGUCACUGGUGGAGGAGUUAAGAAAGACCUUUUGUUCCCUCUGGCAAGGGAGCCAGACUGCCUUUAGUCCGGACUCCUUAUUUUAUUCAGUGUGGAAAAUCAUGCCGAGUUUCAGAGGCUAUCAGCAGCAGGAUGCCCACGAGUUCAUGCGCUAUUUGUUGGACCACUUGCAUAGGGAGCUCCAACACAGCCAGAACGGGGCAGCAGAGCCGAGCUCGCCUCAGGACAGGCUCCGACUCUGCAGCAUGGAUGGCAAAAGCUGCUUAAACGGCGCUCCCAGUGUCGUCACAUCUAUCUUCGGUGGGAUCCUCCAGAAUGAAGUCAACUGUUUGAUAUGUGGGACCGAAUCUCGGAAGUUUGACCCAUUUCUUGAUUUGUCUCUGGACAUUCCCAGUCGGUUUCGACAAAAGAGGAGUAAGGAUCAAGAGCCAAGUCCGACAUGCACCUUGCGUGAGUGCUUACGAAGCUUCACUGACCUGGAAGAGCUGGAUGAAACUGAGCUGUACUAUUGUCACAAGUGCAAAAAGAGGCAGAAAUCCACUAAGAAGUUCUGGAUCCAGAAGCUUCCAAAGGUUUUGUGCCUGCACUUAAAAAGGUUCCACUGGACUGCCUUUUUGAGGAACAAAGUGGACACUUAUGUGGAAUUUCCACUAAAAGACUUGGACAUGAAAGGCUAUUUACUUGAGCCAGAAAGUUUGUUAGCAGAGAGCUGUCUGUACGAUCUGGCAGCCAUUGUAGUACAUCACGGUUCUGGGGCGGGGUCGGGACACUACACAGCGUACGGCAGCCACGAGGGGCGUUGGUACCACUUCAACGACAGCACGGUGACACUCGCCACCGAGGAAAUGCUGAGGAAGGCCAAAGCGUACAUCCUUUUCUACACGGAGAGGGCCGAGCGGACGGCUGCAGCGUUGGACACGUGUUCCGGAGAGGCGGCUGUACCCGGGAUGGUCGAAAACCACUCGGCACGGGAUAGCUCGCCAUUACAAAAUACAGACGCAGCCGCACUAGAGGAAUCAAAUGCGGAGAGAACGCGAUCUGAUGAGGCCUCUGUGCUUGAAGAUGACGUUCAAACGGCGACAGCGUGAAUCGGACCUAUUCUGUUCUUCACCUCCUUCACACCUUAUGACCCUCACGCCAGUUGUUUAGGAGCCAAAUGAUACGUCUGUAGGAUGUCGUUUCACAUUCAUCUCGUUAGUGUUUUGUUGUUAAAUAUUGUUUCACUUAAUGAAUAAUGUUCAACCUCAGAAACUGACCAAUAACUUUCUCUCGGACACUGCCAUCACACAACGGGUCGAAGUCACUCUUAUUUUAAUGCUUUUCAUGUUUUCCCCCUGCUCAGAACAGACAAGACAGAUACCACUUUUAACUGAUUUUCAAAAUGUGACGGAACCUACACGAGACACACACACACAAAAAAAAGAAACAAUUGUGUGCUGACUGUUUUUAUAAGGUGUGGCGUGUUCCAGAGACCAGACAGAAUCUUAUCUCCACUGGCAACUGCGCGUUCCUCCUCUUUUGUUGUCCAAAAACUGACCUGCGACACGUCAUAAAAACAACACAACCACUUGUUUCUUGUUUUUCUGUCCAGCAGCAGCACCGGCUUCAGGUCGUUUAUUCUGUUUUAUGCCACAAUCACAGAGUCUGCGGAUUCGCUAAACUCUCCGUUGACCGUGAAGAUUUAACUGGUGAAACAUUUGCAAUUUCCAAGCAGAUCAUAAGAAUAAUAAUCAUUAGAGAUACGCCCCACACCACUCAGGACAAUCUUUUAGAGGCAUCUUGACAAUCAGGUAUUUCUUAACUUUGACCUGAAGGUGGUAGAAAUGCUCAAAUUUGUCCUGGUUAACUGAGUUACCCGCUUUAGUCAUGUGGGACAUUGUAGAUUUAUCAUUGAAAGAUUUAUGACUGAUGACCAUUAUGUGGAAAGCUAGAGUUCUUGUAACAUUUUUUUAAGGAAAUCAAACCUGAUGGAGAAAAACAACUGAAAAUGUUUUUGAAUGUGUGGUUGAUGAGGGAAAGGGCCCUGUGGAAGACACACAGUUGAAUAUAGACUGCAGAAUUUAUUUAUUUUUUUGUCUCACUGCCUGGAGUCAAAUCAAACAAAACCUCUCCUGUUUCACCCCAGUCAGGAUCAGUAAAAUUACUUAAUUUUAUUAAAUGCCAAAAUAGCGAGAGUGACAAUGUCUUAGAGAAUUUUCUGUUACUGUAUUUUCUUCAAGGUCAAACGUUUACAUACACAAAAAGUAUUUUGUCUUGAAAGAAAAUGGGGAAGCCCCGAACGAGGUCGUGGCUUCGGAAGCUCCUGAUGGGUUAACCCUACAACAGGUGAAUUAAUUGACGGCACACCUGGUGAAGUAUGAAAGGCCACGGCACAAACACUCUGCUUCCUUGUUGGAAAUCGUGGGAAAAUCAAAAGCGGC